Messenger RNA from Juglans microcarpa x Juglans regia, 1804 nucleotides. Its product is annotated as AP2-like ethylene-responsive transcription factor At2g41710. The transcript has 10 exons. The record is from RefSeq and is a predicted model, not a curated record. Gene Ontology annotation, biological process: regulation of DNA-templated transcription. Gene Ontology annotation, molecular function: DNA binding; DNA-binding transcription factor activity. The coding region runs from base 157 to 1428 and encodes 423 amino acids. Lineage: Eukaryota; Viridiplantae; Streptophyta; Magnoliopsida; Fagales; Juglandaceae.
CUUUGGGGCACCUUGAUUUCCCCAGUCGUGCACAUUAAGGAAGCUAUCUGGUUUGGGCUGGUUUAAGUUGUGUGCAGGAGACUGGAGAGAGUUCAAGCAGCUGCUGGUUCAAUAUUCAUAUGGACAUUGUUUCCAGGUUAGGGUUUCGAUUCAACAAUGGCUUCGUCGUCCUCUGAUCCUGGUUUGAAAUCCGAAGCCGGUGGUGGCGGCUGCGGUGCAGAGGCGUCGGAGGCGGUGGUUACGAACGAUCAGCUGCUGCUUUACAGAGGGCUGAAGAAAGCGAAGAAGGAUAGAGGGUGUACGGCCAAGGAGCGCAUCAGCAAAAUGCCUCCCUGUGCCGCCGGAAAACGCAGCUCUAUCUACCGCGGAGUCACCAGGCAUAGAUGGACUGGACGUUAUGAAGCUCAUCUUUGGGACAAGAGUACUUGGAACCAGAAUCAGAAUAAGAAGGGAAAACAAGUUUACUUGGGGGCGUAUGAUGAUGAGGAGGCUGCAGCUAGAGCUUAUGAUCUCGCUGCCUUGAAAUAUUGGGGCCCCGGCACACUCAUUAAUUUUCCAGUUACUGAUUAUACAAGGGAUCUUGAAGAGAUGCAGAAUCUCUCAAGAGAAGAAUACCUUGCAUCUCUGCGGAGAAAGAGCAGUGGUUUCUCAAGAGGAAUUUCUAAAUAUCGUGGCCUUUCCAGCAGUCGAUGGGAGCCAUUUGGUCGUAUGUCUGGAUCUGAGUACUUCAACAGUAUGCAUUAUGGUACAGGGGAUGAUCCAGCAGCAGAAAGUGAAUAUUUAGGAAGUUUCUGCAAUGAAAGAAAGUUUGACUUGACAAGUUACAUCAAGUGGUGGGGGCCUAACAAAACUCGUCAUGCAGAUGCUGGGACAAAAUCAUCAGAAGAAACAAAGCAUGCUGGAGAUAUUGGUGUGGAACUAAAAACACUAGAAUGGGGAGUCCAGCCUACUGAACCAUACCAAAUGCCACGUUUGGGCGUGUCCAAUGAAGAGAGAAAGCAUAAAGGUUCUGCAGUCUCUGCCUUGAGCAUCUUAUCACGGUCAGCUGCCUACAAGAACUUGCAAGAGAUAGCAUCAAAAAAGCAAGAAAACAGUGGCGAUAAUGAUGAGAACGAAGACAAAAAUACCAUCAAUAAGAUGGACUAUGGCAAGGCAGUUGAGAAAUCCACAAAUCAUGAUGUUGGGACUGGGAGGCUUGGAGUUACACUAGGCAUGAGUGGGGGAUUGUCUCUUCAGAGAAAUGUGUAUCCAUCGACUCCUUUCUUAUCUGCACCGCUUUUGACAAACUACAAUACUGUUGAUCCGUUGGUAGAUCCCAUUCUCUGGACGUCUCUUGUUCCUGUUCUUCCAACUGGGCUUUCUCGUGCAGCUGAGGUUACAAAGACAGAGACCAGUUCGACUUACACACUCUUUCAUUCGGAGGAAUAGGCAACACAUUCUCUUCUCAUGUACAAUUUGGUGAAAAGUGGAAAUCGGCAUUGUCUUCUACCUGGAAGGGUUAUCAAUGCAUUGCCAGCAGACGUCUUAGGAAGAGUAUGGAGAGCUUAAUUUGUCUCAAGAGUUUUUAGUUAUUUUUUAAUUAUAGUUUACUUCAGGUCUGGGUUUAUAGAAAGGAAAUAUAGAUGUGUCUUCAUAUUUUUUUUUAUAAGUAGAUGUGUCUUCAUAUUUAUAGUUUAGAAAUAGAAGAGGGAAAAUGUCGGUCUUUCUUGAAUAUAUUUGUACAGCAAAUAAGAGGAAAAGCUCUCCUUAAAUGUGGUUUGUUGUAACAUGCACAAAUUAGUGUACUUUCCGCAGGUGCUGAUCA